GGGACUGAGCGCACAGCCAGGGGUAGGUGCGGUAGUGCGGCGUCUGAUGCGCGCAGAGAGACGACACUCGCAGGGCUGGACGGACACGCACCGCAGAAACAGUAAUGCACACAAAAUGAUGCGUCUACGAGUUGAGACAAGCCGCUUCGUGUGAGGGAAAUAGAGAAACAACAAAACGCCAAACACCGGAAGCUCUGUCGUCCAGAUUGAAGCGCUCGCGCAGGCAGUGCGUUUGCCGCAGAAAUCAUCCCACCGAUGCGCCUCAGCUGUGUAUGAAUCCUUCCGCUUGGUUUGCAGGUCCAGGACAAAACCGGGCGGCGUUGAAGACUGUGUGUGGUGGAGACUGUUUGUGAGUGCACCUUAUCUGCGUCCCCACACACCACUUGGCACCUUCUCCAGGAUGGCGUUAACAAUCUGCACGAGAUUUACCGAUGAAUAUCAGCUGUUCGAGGAACUGGGAAAGUAAGGAGCAUGUUUUUCUUUUUUUUUUUCAUUCAUCCGGCAUCAUCACCACCAUCAUCAUCAUCAUCUCUGUAUGAAAUGUCAGCCUGUUAUGUAAUGGGCCGCCUGGCUUAAGGACGCGGAUUCCGGGCUCUGUGUCUGUGCGUUUUUGUAUGUGUGAGUGUGUGUGUGUGUGCGCGCCGCUGGUAGCCAUGAAGCCUAUGAUGCAGGAGGGGGGGCUGAACACACUGUCAUGUAUCAUGCAGCCCUGUGCUGUGUGGCAUCCUGUUUGUUUUAAUCCCACAUCAGAACGGCCUGCUUACGUUCUGUUUUUACCAACGAAGACGUCGAGGCGAGCGUGUCAUUUUGUCUCCAUCCUGUGCAGCCGCCACCGAUGUUGCAUUUCGACCUUUGGGUGCCACAGGAGGGCGAGGAGCUCCCAUGUUGUAAACUGAACCGGGGUGAAAUGCAAUCGGGGUGUGUGAAAUGGUGAGAUUUAGAGACCCACCACCCCCUCUCUCCCUCCCCCACUCCCAAAUCUCCCCCCCUCGCUUGACAGAAAUACACACUCGGUAAUGCGACAGCAGACCAUGUAGUUGGCGAUGACACAUUCCCCAGCCAAGCACCGAGCUGCGGUCAAUUAUCGGACACAGGCAGGGAAUUCCUCACCCCUGGGAGAGGGAGAGACAGGGUGAUCCAGGUACAUGCGUGUCCACGCUCACGGACGCGUAUUUGUACCUGUGUGAUGUGGAGCUGCCCAGCCGGCAGUCUGCCUAGCACCCCACGGUCACCGUAUUUAGUCCUAGAUUGCCUGCAGCCUGGGUUGACUUUCAGCUGACACAUGAGAGAGAAAGAGAUAAAAAUGUCCUCAAGGUACCCAGUGUCUCUAACUGGAGGUAUUGAUCCCCUAUCACCCACUGGCAGAGGCCCGUGGUUCAUGUAAGGAAGAGCAAAUCUGUGCAGCCUCGUUUAUGAUCCUUUGGUCGUAUUCCUCUUAUACCAUAUGUCAUUAAUAAUGCAGCCCUGUAGCUUUUAUAGUACCUUUUAAAUCACCUGAUCUCUAUAGCUACUGUGUGCAGCACCAUCUGACUCUAGUCGAACAGCAGACCAGCUAUCACUGAGAAGGAAAAUGACACAAUGUACAAAAACCAUCAGUGUUAAAAUGGUUAUUCAAGAAUAUUCUAACCCAACUAAGAUUUUAAAGACCACUUUUGUACUCCUUGUUACAUUAAUCAACUGGGGUACAUGCCAUAUUCUGUCUGAUAUGGGAUUUUUGGAUAAAUACUUCCCCAAGUGUAAUAAAAAAUCUUUCCAAAUCAAAUCAAAUGUAUUGCAGCAGGGCUUGCAAUAUUGUACUGACUGGAUUAAAAGAAGCAAAACCACUGAUAUGUUAAGGUAAAUGCAAUAUUAUGUUAAAAUGCCAAACGAGUCCUUUGGCCACUUUAAAAUUUAAACUUAAAUACAUUUUGGGCAGAAAUCAUGUUAAAUCUGUACAUCGUAUUUUGUUACUGAUCUUGAACCAACUACACAAAACAACCCUGUUAAAGGAAGUAUGGCUGCUACCUCUGAACCUAAACCACUACUUGUAUAUGAAGAAGUAGAGGUAAUUAUGCAGUGCAGCUACCAUACCUUCCCGAAUGUCCUUAAAAGCAACACACUUUAAAACCUUCAUGGGGUAGUAGAGUAAAAUUCUUAUAUAACAUGUUAUGCUAUGAUCGUUUCCUCUGCCAAAUCCCCUAUAAAUUAGAGGUAAGCUUUAGUUGCAAGCUGCUCACUCUAGAGGAUGUUAGAUAACUCAUAGACAUCACUGUACGCUGUGAUAACCUAGGCAUAACACUUUGGUUAUUUUACACUGUUUCAACCAAAUAAAUUAUUUCACGGUACCAUCACGCUUCAGCUGUCAGCCAUUAGAGGUGGUGCGAGUGGAGGAACAGGGUUCAUUUGAGGUAAUGGUUUCUCUCUCCUUUGUGUCUCCAGUGUCUGAAUCUGAGUGCUACUAACUGUCUGUGAUGACUCUGAUGUUGUCAGUAGCAAGACACGAUGAGAACAGAUUUGAUUUGAGAGAAAAAGGCGUGCGCAGACGGAGAUGGAGCUUGAAUAGCAAAGCGGCCUGUAUGGCUGCAGAGCCGAGCCAAGCAGCUCUGUGGCUACAUUUAGAGAUAAGAGAUGCAGCACUCCACUAUUUUUCUCCUCCUCUCUCAAAUAUAGCUGACCUAGUUUUUUCAUCUUCAUACAUGUGCCUGAAACGCCUGAACAACACAGGAUCUAAACAAUGGGAAGCUGGUGAGCAUGUUGGUUGGUGUUUAGGUCUCAUGUAGUGAUGAGGACAGCGUGUACUGUGGGUGUGGGGUGUGAGUGUAUUUGUGUUUUACAUACUGUAGGUGCUGCACUUACGCUGCAUCCAUAUUUCAGAGAAUUUCAUGCUGAAAUGUUGUCAAUAAUAUUGACUCAGAAAGCAUACAGUUAAUGACAGCGCAGAGCUGCGGUCAUAAAAGCUUUAUUUUGGUAAAUGUAGCUUAUUUUUUGAGAAUCUAGUUCUUUUACGUAACCAUGGAAACCUGAACUUCCACACAAGGGAUGCUCAAUACAGUUUCUUACCCAUUUUCAGUUUCAGUACCAAGACUGGAGCGUUGGCAGAUGCAGAAUACCUCUAUAAUAAAGGUGCAUUUUAUAGAAUUUAGCAGCAUUUAGCAGACCAGACUUGGUAGAAAUGGAAGUAUAAGAAUAGGAGCGUGCCCCCUUCCAUGGAGACCGUCAUCUUGCACAACCAUGGUUUCAGAGCACAAAAUGGACAAACUUUGAACAUGAGGGUUUUUGUAUUUGGUGAGUGGCAGUGUGAAAUGCUCUUACUGGAAGAUAAAGAACAUGAGAGUGGAUGCUGUGGGUGAAAAAAAAUGUGUACUGAUAGAGAUUUAUGGUGGGAAAACUUGACAAAUAUAAGAUCACACUUAUGAUGCAUCACAGCGGCUCCUUGGCUUCAAAGGUCACAGCCAGUUCACAGACGAGAGGGGUAAGCAGGGAAACGUUUCAGUCAAGAAUUGAACCUCAAAACCUGCCAGAUAUACAUAUUUCUAUACACCGCAUAUUUGAAGAAAUAUCAUUCUUAUCUAACAACUAUACUUAAAAUUCUGUCACGUGUUAUUGGUUUCAUAUUUCUCUGUCCUUAAAAAAGGCAAGCUUGAAGUAGGGGUGGGAGAAAAAAAUCAAGAAAGUAUAGUAUUGUGAUAUUUUUUCUGGUGAUUUAUCGUAUUGUCCCAUUUACCAAGUAUCAAUUUUUCAAAUUAUUUGCUAAUCUAUGGUAAUGGAAAAAUGAAAUCAACUGUUUGUGCAGUGAGGGUGGUUGAAGUGACAUCAUAGAGCAAGAGAAAGUUAGUACAACAAGGUUUUGAGGAUGAACUCCAUGAAAAUAAAAUACAGCAUAAAUGAGACAAACAUAAUGGAAAAAAGUAACGCUAAAUCAGCUAAACAGUUGUAAAAAUUGUAUAAAUCACAGUAUAAUGUAUUGCAACACUCACUAAACUGCAAAAUGUUAAAAAUCGCAAUAAUAUUGUAACGUGGCCCAAGUAUCGUGAUAAUAUCGUAUUGUGGGGCCACUAGUGAUUCUCACCCCUAGCUUGAAGCGAGCCGAGCUAAUUAAUCCCAUUGAAGAAGUGGCAUGUGUGUGGGUGACCAUAUUUUUAAAACUCCAAUUUUACCAUAAAUUCACAUGUACAAUUUGUAUCUGUAUCUAUCUGUACUCACUACGUUUGCUAGUUUCAAUAUGGCUUUGCACAUAAACCUUUCCAUUAGUGGUUACUGAAAAGCUAUUCUUGCAGUGUGUGCAAAACGCAGCAUACACAUUGCCUGGCAUGUUUAAAAUAAACCUCUACUGACUUCAUUUACCCCAUGACAGCUAUGCAACGUCAUGUUGUAGGCUAGCUGAGCAGCAGCCCACAUGUGACAGGAGGGACGUUUGCAUGUGAAAUUAGAGUAUUUGUGCAUUAGGGAUGUUUUUCUAUUGGUUAAAACAGAAACAGCCUUAACAAUGGCACUGAUUGACAUGUAUACGGACAAAUGCAAGCAUGGUGCAUUGUUUUGGUGUUACAGCUAGUUAAAGCCAGGGCAGAGAUUGUUCAAAACCAAGAGCUAGGAAACAGCCUGAUCCUGUUCAAACAAGAAGGUAUGGACUCCCUAGUAUUGAAACAACUGUACAGAUUAGGGGACUCUAGUCAAGCUAGUUUGUUCACCUAGCGUUACCUCAGGCUUAGACAAUAAAGAUCAGAAUGAUGGAAAUUUAACGUCUUGUAUUGAUACCUGUAUUUUGUUUAAUAUGACAGCUUAUGUCUCUUCAUAUGUUUCUUUCAGGGGCGCAUUCUCUGUGGUCAGGAGGUGCGUCAAGAUCUCCUCUGGACAGGAAUAUGCUGCCAAAAUCAUCAACACCAAGAAGCUUUCUGCCAGAGGUAGGACACACCAAUACAGUACAUAAACACGGGAAGAAACACACACAACCAGAUCUCACAAAACACACACCACACAUGAACAGAAAACGUGCCUCAAGUGUCACUGAGUUCCGUGUGGAUGAGCUGUGAACAUCGCUGCCCCUGAAACAAGCACUUGGGCUUUGAUAGGGAACAAGUGUGUGUGUGUUUGUGUGUUUGUGUGCAGAAAAGUCAGUGAGUGAGAGACAGCAGGCACACAGGGGGCAGAGACUCAUCUGGAUUUUGGUUGAUUAAGUUUUCUGUGUGUACACAAAAGUACACAACAGAUAUUUCAAGUGAAUUCAGCGUUUGCAUCCUGACACUUUUUGGGUGUAUUGUUGUACAGUACAUGCUCACCUUCCCUUUUGCGUUAUUAAUAUCUGCUCUUUGGUUUCUAUGUAAAUGCUUGUCACAUGCAACUUUGUGCCUUUUUUUGUGCGCGUGUGUGUGUGUGUGUAUUCUGUAUUGAUUCAGGGCUCUGGCUGGUCUUGUCGUCCCAGGGGCAGAUCUCUUGUGAAGCCGACCCAGUUCUUUCACAUCCGUCACUGUAAUUGUAGCCGCUGGCCUGGUUGCCUUAGGCUUGGGACGCGCGCGCACACUCACACAGACACACACACACACACACACUAGCUCCAGCUCGAACACACAUAUGUGCAUGAAAGCACACACAUGACCCAGGAACCGCCAACAGCAUAUUCGUGAAUAUUAACCAAUAGUGUGUUGUCCCCAUGCUGUUCCUACUUAUGUCCAGCCAAUGGCGUGUUUUGUUAUGGUUUGCAUGCCUGCGACAGCCAAUGGCUGCUGUCAUACCACACAAGGACUCAGGCUUCUUUAGAUAUGAAGGGAGCCAUCGAGCUAAAUUAGAUUUCUGAUAAUACUCUGGAAAUAACCUUGCCUAAUGUUUUGCGUGUCUUUUGCCUGUAGUUUUGUUGUGGUAAUAAAAUGGUUGUUUUUAAAGUGUUCUUCCCCUUUUUUGCUGUAUUGUGCCCGUCAUUCCUUUCCAGCUGCUCCUAUUCUCUCCUUUCCUCAGCAUCCUUCCUCUCUUCUUGUUUUUCCACUCUACAGCAUGUACUUGUUACUCCAAUUCGGAAUUUUUUCCUUUCCCAGUUUUUACAUGUUUCCUGUUUUUUUGUCGAAUAACGCAACGUCAAAUUUCUAACCAGUUAUGCCAACCCAACUCCUCCUUUUUGAAUAGUUCUGUUUUUUCUCUCCUUCCACUAAAAGGACCUGCUAGUUCCAUCUUUCGUUCUUCCACUUGUGUUGACCUAUCAUUUGCUGUGUACCGUGUUAGUAAUAGACACCUCAGCAGUCAGGUCAGCGUCCCACCAUUUGCAUGCUGGGACAGAUUUUCCAAAAAUACUGCAAUGGGUUAUCUCACCACUCACACAUGCAGAUAUGUGGGUGUGCAUGCACUCUCUCUUUCUCUUCCUUUUGUCUGUGUGUGUGUGUGUGUGUGUGUGUGUGUGUGUGUGUGUGUGUGUGUGUGUGUGUGUGUGUGUGUGUGUGUGUGUGUGUGUGUGUGUGUGUGUGUGUGUGUGUGUGUGUGUGUGUGUGUGUGUGUGUGUGCGCGUGCAAGGUUUACAUACCAUGCAUGCUGGCAUGUCAGAUAUGGUCUUACCCUCUUUCCGCGAUAAGCCCUAGAAUUGCAACUCUGAUUCCCUUCUCUCUGGCAGGAUCAUGACCUCCCCCCAACCCCACUCCACCACUGUGUGUGUAUGUGUGUGUUUGCUUAUGCGAGUGCAUGCGCGUGAGUGCAUAUAAUUGAAAAGGGUUUAGAGCAGGAUUGGUGGCUGGAAAGCAGGCAGAUCAGGGCACUGAGUGUGUAUAUGACUGUAUGAGUGUCUAGUGUUUCUAGUUAUCCAUGCACAUGUGUGAUAUAGUCUACUGGACCAGUCUUACAGUCUGCAAUCCUGAUUAUACAGCAAUUCAUUAAGAGCAGCAGAUGAGUCAGUGAAUGAGAGGAAGCAGCAAAAAAAGGAGCGAUAAUCAGAGGGAGAAAAGAACAAGACAGAGAGUCAAUCUAUGACUGUGUGUGUAUCUACGUGUUUAUGUGCUGUAUCCCUCACAGCAGUUGUAUAUUUGUCCUCUCCCUUCAUGCAUGCGUCAGUGUCCUGUCACUGUGACUCUGUCUGCUAGCUUUUGUCACUUUGUAUUUGCCUGUGAUGUGCUGUGCAUGUGUGUCGGGUGCAAAUUUGUACUUGCUUGUGUGUGUGUGUGUGUGUGUGUGUGUGUGUGUGUGUGUGUGUGUGUUCGCGUGUGUGCGUGCAUGCAUGUGUAUAAUCCCACAUCUAUUUUUGUGUGGUCUGUGCACAUGAUUGUCCUUGUUUGUGUACGUAUGCACUUGCCUUGUGCCUGACUGCGUGGCCCUCUUUUGCUUGUCUUGACAUUUUUUUUGUACAUUUUUUGUUGAUGCAUGGCAAAAAAGACUUUUUAAAACUUUAAUUUAAAAAAAAAUUCCAUUGCAUUGUGGGAGUGGCAGAGGGUUACAGAGGUCGAGUAAAGAAAUGUGGCAUCAAAAUGAAGAUUUUCAGGUGUAGGUGUCGAUGUGGCCUUUCUGUCUGUCUCUGUUUCUGUCUCAUUUAAAUUAUUGCUCUGAAUUAAGUUGAAGUGAGCUUGUCUGAUAGAGUUUAACCAGAGACUUAACCAUCAUUGUUCAUGAUCUGAUCCACUAAUCUGUUAUUGAUCGUCCUUUAUUGUUGACAAUCUCUGUGGCUUUCUGGUGCUGAUUUUUUUUUGGCGCUGUCAUGGUUACAGAGAUGAUGAUGAUAAUAAUUGCUUUGGUUUGUACCGUUCCCACUUGGUGUUUCACAUAUUUUCAUAUGAAGCAGUUUUUUUUUUCCCUUCUCCCUUAUGUACUCGUCCCUCAUUAGUCAAGAUAAAGAUUAGUCCUCCCACCUGCUUUACCUUCCCUCUCUUGACACCUUCAUGGUUCCUCCUGUGUCGCCGUGUCCAUGUUUUGCCUCUCUUUGAAGAACAGGAUGCAAGGAGAGAAAGAGGAGAUGUGAUUGCGGAAGAGAGAAAUGCAGGGAGAGAGACAGAGAAGUAGGAAAGGAAGGAGGGAUCAGAGGGGAGAAGGGGGGAAUCACAUGACUCACUGGGUACUGGGCUAAAAAUAGAUGUUGGUCAUUCUCGCACUCUGGGUGUCUCUAUCUAGCUCUUAGACACACGUAUACACACAUACAAAUAUUUGCACACACAAACGCGUUAUUGAGUUCUGAAAUUCUUCCUUUUUUUUUUGAGAGGACAGGUUUUUGGGUUUGAUGAUCUGGCUGUGUGUGGUGAAUAAAAGGUAUGAGACUGAGCCCAAACAUUAUGGGUGUUUGUGUGAAUAUACUCGUGCUCUCAUCUUGAAUCUAGACAAUCCAAAGACGGUGUUAAGAAUUGUAUAUUUUUAUACACCCAGAGUUAACCAUAGCUUAAAAAAAUGCAGCGCGUACUAAAAAAGGAAGAGUGAUUCAAAUACCACAGUAUCCAGAUUACUUCAAUUUUGGAAUUUCUGGGAACAUCUGCUUGCCGAGUGAGUGUCAAAAAUCACGUGAUCAAACUUCCCUUUUUAAACUUUCUAAAUGAUGUAAGCUGUCAUCAAAUUUGCAACGCUUGCACUUUGAAAAUGUCUAGAUAUGGAGAUAAGAAAUGAUGAUUGCUAAGAGAGGGAAUAGCUUACAGUAUGACCAACAAGGGUAAUGGACUCAAUAUAAGGCAAGGGUGCUGUUAAUCAGAGUCAUCUCCCCACCUCUUCCCAUUGUCUCUCUUUAAUGUUUUGUCCCUCUGUCCUUUUUAACCUCUCUGUUUUUUUUUUGUUGUCUGUCUGUCUGACUCACCCUCUGCCCCCUUCUCCGAACAGCUUUCUCCCCUCUCCCUGUCCUCCCUCACACACAUUCAGAUCAUGACCCUUCUAGUUUAAUCACAGUUCUUGCUUGUACAUUAGAUUCUUGUCCAGUCCACCAUUUCAACUCCUCAAAAAAAAUCACGUCUAUCUGAUUUAUUGUGAUACAACUUUAAAAACAUCAACAGAAAAACAAAAGUUCUGCUCUUCCAGUUUUCCCAUUUUACAGUACAGCUCAAGUUUCACAGCAAAACCAAAAGCAGAGGGUGAAGAUAUUUGUUGGAAAUGCAACAUUUGCAGGCGUGGGAUGCAGUGUAGCUGCAGAACAUAUAGCUUUUUCUGUAAAAAAAAGAGAAAAAAAAAACUAUUUCUUUCUGUACUUCUCAGGAAAAGAAAAAGCAGCACACAAAAAGUCUCUCAGGAUUUGUUGGAGGAUACUUUAGGUUAAGUUAUAGAAAAUCCUGAACUUGUUUCUUAAAGAGCAACAGAAGUGCGCUCUUUCAAAGUGUGUACAUACUUCAGUGCAGUGCAUGUGCAUAUUGGUCACAUAGGUCUUCAUAUUAAGCUGUGUCUCAAAAAAAACCUUUGCUGGUUGCUAUGCUGGCUCUUGUGGUAACUAGGGUGCUAUGCAGUUUCUUUGUCAGGAAAUGAAGAAACAUUUUGUACAGUGAUUACAGACACAGUCUUGACUCUGCUGCUGCCAGUACUCCCCUGUAACAUCAUCGUACCUCUAAUGUGGCUUCUGGCAUUAAAAAUUAAGGAGUAAAGAAGACUCACUUCUGCAUUUUAUUUUAAACUUUCUGUCUCAUAAUUUGUCAGAAUUCUCUGAUUUAAGCUUCAGGAUGUCCUCAGUCGUCACAUCAACCCCCUUUUUUUGGUUAGUCAAAUGUCUGGGUGGCUGCAUUAUGCUGAAUAAGAUUAUGCAGACAUUACUGAACAUUAUUAGCCCCUCAGCAAUACCCUGGGGGUGACUUUAUCUCUGAUAACAGCCGCCUUUGUUUCCCCUUAUAAGAGAAAGUAGGGGUGUUAUCGGCCUCAUAAUCCAUCCUCUUUUGGGAACCAGCAGAGGGUGACGGUGUCUCAGUAGCCUGCGUGAUUUCAUUAGACCUUUGGGUUCUGUGGGAUGUAAAAGUGAAGCACAUGGCUGCGGGCCAAAAAGACUGUAACACUGAACCGAUUGUGUUUUUAUCACUUUAAGCUCUUUGUUGAAAAUGUUAAAGAAAUGUCCUCAUCUUGUUGUGGGUCAGUUUGGACUGUGUGUGUUGGAGUUUGGACUUCAACUCGUGUUUACUUUCAUCAUUAUUAGACUCAUUAAUAAUUACCAACAUAGUGACCAACAAAGUUUUGGUGUCCUCAAAACAAACUUUUAUCAUCAAUUUAUUAUUAAAACAUCUCCUGUGAAACUUCAAAUGUCCUUUUUAACUUUAAAGGGGUGCAUACAAACUAUUUUCUUUGUUCAGAUCAAAGUGUUUUGGCAGGAAAAUAUUGUUUUGAUGGCAAAAUCAUCUUUCUAUAUAUCAUUUUUUAAUGUUAAUAUCGAAGGCAACAUUUUCAUGACCAUCAUACAUUCUUAGAAAAGUUGGUGUGUAAUACCUUGAUAAAUAAACAUUGUCUGAAUGGCAGAAUAUGUUGGAUGCAGUCAGAAACGGUGUCAGACAACUUUUUUUGACAUGGCAUCAAAAUGAAAUCGAGCAUGUCAAUUUAGUUUCAACAUUUAUUAGUUUUUAUUACAAUGUUUUACUGGAGGCUGCAUUGUUUUGGAAUUGGGGAUGAAGUCUGUUUUCAAGAAUUAUAAAGAGUUUUCAUGAAUUAGUUUUCCGUGGGUUAAAAAUGUCACCAUAUUCUAAGAAAAUGUGUCAUACUCUGUGGCCUUGUGGUGUAUGGGUCAUAUUGCCCAUAAUUAUGAGUUAGUUAACCUACCACUAGUAAAGUCAGUGGUAACUGUUUGGUGACAAAAAUUGAUUGUAAACUUUUUGUAUCAUUAUGAAACGAAAGAUGAGAUUGAUCUUUUUUGGCUGGUUUUCAGGUUAAACGGUUGACCACCUUUUGCUUUUUGUUGAUUCUGUAGUUUGGCUCCUGUCUCUUGCUGAUGUUUCCCCUGGCUCUUUUUUUUUUUGUCUAUCUCAGUGUCUACUCUGUCUGUCUCUGUGUCUGUUUGUAUUAGACUUACAUGAUGUCGAAGAACAAACAGCAAAGAAGAAACUCACAAACACACCCAUUCACAUAGAGCAGUACAAUCUGCUGCAGUGCGGUUGCAGACGCGACACAUCACAAACCGACUGAAAGGGAAGCAGCAGUGGAGAGAGACAGAGGGAUUGUCUGGGACGAGUUUGGACUGGAAACACUGUGUGACAUCUGUUUUAUAGGUCAUGUUUGCAGAAUUAAUUCUGCUUUUCUAAGUUAUCUGAUUCAUCUCAAUAAAUUCAUUGUUAAGCUCAGCUUAGGUUACUCAGUGUUUACUUAGUCCCUGUGAACUGGGGCAGAUCCAGAAGGUGACUAUGGCUGGCCUUGAAACCUGAGCUGGCACCCCAAAAUCUAAAGCUAUGUUUCACUGUUUUCCACGUCAGAGGUGGUACUUGUGUAAAAAAAACAACUUAGUAUGACAGUGGGAAUGCUUCUUCUUUCACAAUCCUUAAGAAUUUGGCUUGUGAGGUUUAGAUUUCAUCAUUCAACAGGUUUGCUUUUAAAUCCAAGUUCAGGAUAGUCAUCAUCAGAAAACUUGAACGCCAGAAGUGUGAGAAAGUUUGGCCCCACACUCACAAAGUCUGAGUCUGUCCCUGUCUUUGUGCCAGGAAACUUUUCCAUUAAGUGUUUCAUAAAAUUCCUGUUAGUGAAAGGAGGCAAAGGUAAAACAUAGUGAGUGUUUCAGGUCAUUCCUGUGUGAAUAAUAUCCAAGAAAUAGUAUUUACUAUGAGUCCAUGCACAUUUGGAGAGAAAUGGGCAUUAAAUCUGCUCUGACUCUGGACAUAAAAGCCAAAAAUACAUUAUACAUACUCUUGCACGUUUUCUUCAUUCAAAUAGGAGUACUGCUAUACAACUGAUCGAUUCAAUAAAACAACUACUAUUCAAUCUGCUGGUGACAGAGACAACAGGAACAUAUGAAGCUCUACUAUGUAAGGCCUGCUGCGGUCAAAUUGAGAUAGAUGCAAAUGACAACUGGGCUUCCCUAAAUGUGGUGCGACGUGUGAAAUCCUAAUCUGGGCAGCACAGAGGCUACAUACUUGCAAUACUGAUGCCAAGAAACAGAUUGUUUUAGGUCAGGUGUCUGACAGACGCCUCAGCAGCUGACAGGGAUACAACUGUGUCCCUACAUGACUCUGUUCAUUCCACCUUCAAGUGGGAGAUUGUGCCUCUCUUAAUAUUAAACUAUUUGGACUGUGACAUUUAAAAAAUGAUAGGGCAAAUAUCUUUUGAUAUUUUAUGAGCGCAGAAACUUUUGUUACAGUCAUUUGAUUGUAACAAACUUUCUCUAAAUGGAAUUACAGGAUAGAUCUAAUGGGAGAGUCAAAUGUUGGGAUGUGUAUUAGUGGGCAUGAAAGAGGGAAUUGUCACUAUUUUACCUGUUCCAGAAGGAAUUAAAGACAAAAAACAGAAUUAUAAUAAAACAUUUUCAGUUCAGUAUUUUGUGAAAUCACCGCCCGGUCAAAAGUAUUAAACAUGAGAAACAUAAAUGGGACUUUGUAUCCAAGGCUAAGAUCAGGUCAAUGAGAUCUAGACAGUCCUGAAUGCCAACAGUUGACUGGUGGUGCAGCACAAUUGUCUGCACAAUUACAUCUGUCUCAUAUUAUGUAGAACUGCUGCUGUCAGUUUUAACCACGUUAGCAAAAAGCCUCUCACCAGUGUUCAUGGCGGGAGGGCUCAAGCUCGCACGCACACAGUGAUACAUGGUGGUUAAGUGUUUUUGUCAGACAGUCACGGCUCAUUGUUGUCAAUCUGUGACUUUUGGAGAGUUGGGCAGAUUUGGGAGUCAGUGCAGCAGGAAUUUUGUUUGGGGGAGGUGUAAGUUUUUGAUUUUCUUCAGUAAAAAAAACAAAAAUUCAACGUCAUACUCUGACAUUUAUUCACAGUAUGAUUGUUUGUACUCCUUUUUAUAUGACUUUUAAAUUUGUCAAUUUCUUACUUACCAAAUGUACAAACUACCAAGGGCGUCAGUUUGUUUCAAAAAGUGACUCUGGGAUGAUGACUAUAAUUGAUUUUACUUUUGGUAUGGCUACUUUAUAAUGCGUAGACUUAUUUCAUGUAACCAACUAACGCCCCCUUGCAUGUAGUUAUUACACGGGAUAAUCAUGGAGUUAAACAAGCAAACAAGUUUUCUAACUCACCACAGGUAUUAUCAGAAGAAAAAUCACGCUCUGAGUCGCAGCUUCAACUCGGCACAGACGCAAAUUUACAACAGCUGCACGUUUCUGUUAUCCUCGCGGAGGUCUGCUGCGUCUCGUAGCAACUCUCGGAUGAAUACAGAUGGCGCGUUCGAGAGCGUCAGAAUUUUCUAUACUACUGAAAAUAACUAGGGUUACAAUGGCUUGUGUGAAGGAUUUGUGUGUGGUGGAGACCCCUGAAAAAAAGUGGAGGGGACACAUCCCCCCCAAACUUACGCCUCUGCAAACUAAAACUCCACAUGAAAAGUAAACGGCGACCGAACUUAACCAAGCUCUCAGAUUUUUCAGUUUUGGUGUCACCUGUGGACGAAUUUAGUAUUUUAGCUAAUCUUGCUCUGGUUUGACUUGUUUUUCUGGACCAUAAAAGGGCAUCCCUAGUUAUUUUUGUCUGUUUCAAAAGCGAUUACAAAACUUCAUACAGGAGCUUUAAGUUGCUGAAAUGUAUAAAUUGUAAAAACAGUUUUUCAGAGCUUUUUGCAGCCUCUUGUGGCUCAAACAUCACAUUAAACAUAACCUUUAGCUGCAGAGGCUGCAAGGAAAAGUUGAUACUUUAUCAUAAUCCAUAUGAGUUAUCAAAUCUUCUUUAGCCUUCUGUAGCAGCACAAGUUGUGCCAUGUUCCUUUGUCUGCCCUGAAGCACAUCUACAGCGUCGGCUCCAUGUAUUCUGGGUUUAAUGGUUGAGUGUUUUACAGGCGAUCACUCAUCUUGUGUGCGUGCCUCUCCUGAGUAAGAUGAUUUGCACUUCCCUGUCUGUAGUUCCGUAGAGUUUGGUAGUUUUGAGUGAACUCUCAGUGUCGGCCAUUUGCAUGCAAGGCUGGUUUCACUGCAGAGGAGAGGAGAGGCCAGACGCUCUGAUUGGUGCAGGAGUUGCUAGACAACAGAUGUCCAGCCAGCUGGGAGGUGGAGGACUACCUGUGGAGGAGGAAGAGAGGAGAUGGAGAGAUAAUAAAAGAAAAGUGGAGGUGGAGAGAGGCAGUGUGGCGGACAUAUGACAGACAUUUACCGAGUACAGUACAGUGACAUUACAGUGACAUGCUCCACAGUAACAAACAAACAUUUCCGCUGUUUGCAUCUCAUUCAAAGAAGUUUUGCAGUUGCUUCAAAGAAAGCCAGUGUUUUCUGCUACUUUUUUUAUUGCUUUUACUCACAAAACAAACAAAGUGUUCACUGGAUUUUGGUUUACAAAUACUCUGCAAAAGAUAAGAGCAGUAAGCUGGAGGCAAAACUGCAGAUUUUAUUGAACUGUUCAAAUUGAAAUCAUGUUUUCUAAAAUUUUUGAAGUACCUGCUGUAUGUUAUUCAAGCAGAAAUUGGUAGAUGACAGUGAUGUUUAUUAUGAGUGUUACUUUAAACUGAGAGAAAGCUGCAUUCUGCUUUUGUAUGUCUUGAGUUCAGCCCACAGUCAGUGCUGUCACUUCCCCACAGUUUCCCUUUUUUUUCUUUUUUUUGUAAAAGUUUAAUAGCUUUGUCUUUGAGCACCUCCAACUUACCGAGAGUGUGGGCCGCAAAUCUCUGUUUUCACAAGAGCACUAAAGUCAGUUCCUGCUAUAUUUGAAUGCACACGGAUGCUCCGUCCUGCACAUAGAUAAUUUUCACACUUUCACUUUGCCAAAACACUCUGUGAAAGAACAAAAAUCGUCUUGUAGGUGUGGACAAAUGCUUGUGUGUGUGUGGGCUGUUUGAAGAUUUUGGGAUCCGUAGGUGAAAGACUCAGGGCUAAAAAUGUGGACCACUUCAAGUGUGAAGAAAUCAGAACACUUUUGGGCACUUGGCCAGGUUUUUAUGCUGUCUCUAUGAAUUACAAAGUAGGGCUUGUAUUGGAGUAGGAGCUGAAGUUUGACGUGAAAAACAGUUACAUAUAAUUCAUACAAAUGUGCUUUUUUAAUAAUGUGUUCAAAGAGGAAGUGGAAUAAAGAUGAUUUAUAUGCUUAAUCUUGGCUCUUAAAUUAGCCAUUAAAUUAGUAAUUUCUUAUUCUAUUGUUGGUCAAUGCAGUAGACUCGCUACACAAAAAGAUUGAUGUUCGACCAAAACGUGAAUCAUACCAUAAAUAUAGUAUGGGGACUGAUAAAACCUGGGGAUUUGUCAAUGAAAAAGAUUCAUUUAUCCAAAGAAAGAAAGAGAGGCACAGUUUGAAUGUGAGACAGAGAGAAAGCCAGUGAGAUUAUGAGUCAUUCAGUAACAUGGUCAGAUGGAGGCAGAGAUGGACAGAUUAGUGACCUUGCUCAGAGGGUUCUGCUAAUCAUAAAAUAAUAGCUGUGUUGCCCUUGUUCCUGGCUCUGCCUGUCAGGAUGCCUCUUUGCUAUUUUGCUCUUCUCUUAAGCUGGCAGUCUACUUCAAACUGAAUUGAAUUUGGCGUGUCCUCACAGGCAGUAUGGAGGCGACAGCGACCACAGUGAAGAACAGCGCUAGGGUCUGUUCAUUGAAGGCUUUGUUUGCAGGCCUCUUGUCUCUUUCUUGUGGUCCUCUUCACGGGUGAUUAACUGGGAUCCACCUUUGACUAAAGUGGGAAUUUUUCCACUUAAUUUCCUACUUAUUAGCACAUUUUAGUAUUUCUUGUAGAUUGAUGAUUGAUCAUUUAUUUCAAUGUUUUAAGCUAAUACAGAGAGACAAAGUGUCAUGAUUGACAAACAUUUAAUGAAUAAGAAUGAUUUUGUGGUUUUAAUUGCUGUCUCAAUUUGAUGGAUUUUAAUUUAUUGGAAGAAAAUCGAGAAUUAUUAUUCUUUUUAAAAAUUUCCUCUCGCUUUUGAAGAUCAUCAAACUGACUGGCACACAUCGCUGCAACUAUCAUUUACUUUCCAAGGCAUGUUAAAAAAUCCGAAUCUUCCUCUCUGUAUUUUUAGCUCUAACUGUUCUGCAGCCACAGCUCGUCCUGUAUUUGUUUUGCAUGUCACUGUUGGGACUUUAUUCUGGCUUCAUCUCUUUCACUUUGCCUAUUACACUCCGUUUUCCUCCGCUGCAGACGAACGCUGUUUCAGUCACGGCGAACAUACUGUGCUGUUAUUCUUUUUUCAACCAGCAUUUGAGAACAUGCCAAGUUCCAUUUUGUUUCAAGUACAUGGCAGCAAGAAGUUUGUCUUUGUGUGUGUGCGUGUGUGUGUGCGCGCUUGUGGCCUCCUAUAGAUGCACUACACCAACACACACCAACAGAUGCCUGUACCUAUAAUGGGAACAAGCUGCUUGGUGUUCUUGCCUUCAAGUCCACAGUUUCAAAAGCAUCAAGAAAAGCAGAGGAGGGAGCCAUGGAUGAGAGUGAAAAAUAGGCGUCCUAUUUUAAAAAAAAUUAGAGCCCGCUGCUCUUCUUUCUCUUCUUCACUUUCUCCCUCUUCCUUUUGCUCUCGGGCUCUGUGUUUUGAGGCAAAGCUGAAAUGGGUCACCUCAACACCACUCUGCAUCCCUCAUUACAAUGACUGCUGCUCUGACUCAGUAUUACUAAAUCAGAGUCCCUGGACUUCGUUUCCUCCUGUCAGGGAGCUUUGAGAUUCAUGUCUUGUUACACAAAGUCUGAUUGUGCCGGCCUGGACUCAUAAAAGAGGAACAUGAUUCUCUUUGAGGGAUGUUACGUGACUAGCCUGUCUGUUGUUUAGGGAGUACAGUAACACCAAAGUCAUACAGUCUGUCUCCAUAUAAGGACAAGUGUGUGUGUGUGUGUGUGUGUGUGUGCGUGUGUGUGUGUGUGUGUGUGUGUGUUUGGAGAUUAAAGUUGACAUAUAAGACAUUUUAGUGUGUUAUACCGAGGGUUGCAAAAUUCCAGGAAUUUUCAAAGUUGGAAACUUUUUAUGGGAAUUAACGGGAAUAUAUAAGAAUCAACGGGAAUAAAUCUGAAAUUUACAAAACUGAAGGUUGGCCCUCAUCAAGGAACUUAAACUAGAGUUAGGGAAAAUAUAUUGUAGCAAAAUCUUGGCUAAAACAACCAGAUUUAAUGUAAGUAAACUGAUCAAUCACAUGCACACAGCACACUGCUUACUGCAGGGCUAUUGAGGCCACACCCCCUACAUGCACUCUGCAUUCCUCCAUCACAUGCAAAGAUGAUUUCUUGAACCCUGGAGGCCACACUUUUGAGCCCAGAGCACAAGACAUUUAAACCCAUUGACGAUAGAAAAUCAAGUAUAAAGAAUGUAUGAAAGGGGCUCCUUUCAUUGAACAUUUUUUCAUGUUUUUGGUGUUCAAUUAAAUAAUUGAUUGUUCAUACAAGAAUUAAAAGUAAAGUUCUACUCAAAUAAAUCUGUUGAAAUAUCAUGUUUUUUAAAUUGUAUUAUCUAGCAUGGGUAUCUGUCUAUGACAAAACAAAAAUACAUGCAUUUAUGUUUGGACCUGAUACAGUUUGUUUAAAUUACCCCCAGUUUCCAGUUAAUUCCCAUAAUUCCCACAUUCCCAUGGAAAGUUUCCAAUUUUGGAAUAUUUCCAAAAUUCCUCAGCUUUACUUCCCAUGGAGAGUUUCUGGAAAUGUUCCACCCCUUUGCAAUCCUAGUGAUACCUUAUUCUUUUGGUUUUGUAAUGCACACCUUUUCUGUUUCGGUUUUCAGUUUAACACCAGACCACCCACUGCUAAACAUAGUUUAGCAUUUAGCUGCUAAAUAGACUGUUUACUCUCUUAGAGUUAAGUAGCAGCAGUGGUUCAGUGGGAGAAAAUAUUGGACUUAUAUUAACAGAGGGGUCGUGUACACACCAAGCCAACCAACCCAUCAUAUUUAUGAAUAUGUGAAAUUGGCAUUAUAUGGCGUUUUGACUCUGCUGUAAGAGGCCAAAAAUUAGGUGUGCACAAUUGGUGUGUACCUGUUGAGGUACUUCAUUACAUGGUAAAUGCAUUAAUCUAGUGUCACAAUUACAACACUUCAUAUAAAACUGCAGUGAGCUGAAUCUUUAUAAUGACACUGUUUUGAACUGUAUGUAACUGUAAGUAAGGGGCCUGUUAAUGGCACCAUGUUAAUGUUGUAUUGAUGUUAUUCAUUUGAAAGGUUGGUUUAAAAAAUGUGGUCUUAUGUCUUUAUUUAGCCUACAUAACAUGUACAGUACAUAUUGUACGUGUAAACUUGCACAUACAUGUAUGCUGUAUAGUGGUUACAGCGGAUCACGCUCAGCUCUUAUCUAAUUGUAUAAAUUUGACUAUCUGCUGAGAGUAGACAUAGAAAACAAGUGAAGGAUAAUAGAUGCGGAACACGUGGUUUGUAGAUUAGAAUCCAGACAAGGCUCCAGGACCCUCACACGAAGCUGAGAAGACCUCUUGUCUCACUCUGAAAGGAUCGUGGGCCACCAGCUGAGGUCGUAAACCCGCUGACACAAACUGACCUGUCUCUUCAUUUUGAUAAAAAUUAAGUUCCUCCUUCAAAAAAAUGAACUUAUAUUACUAAAUUUUUUGUAGAUUUGUAACUAAGAGCAACAAAUGCAUCCACAAGCUCUGCUGCAGUUAUGACAGGGUUUUAACCAAUCAGAAUCAAGUAUUUAACACAAGUAAGUGGUAAGAAAGCAGGGUAAAAAUGAGAAGGAAAAUUUAAUCUUAACCUGGCAUUAAGGGAUUAAAUCAAAGGCAGUGUAAUGAUAUUUAAUGUGAUCUUUCUCCGUGCUAUAUUGUUUUGAUCUCGGGUCAGAGAAGAAACCGGCAAGCACGUUACAGCAGCUCAUAUUUAGUCUGACACCUGAAGUCAACAUGGAUCCACUGUAGCUGCGCACUCUGUUUAUUGUUCACUGCUGCCUGCCUGCCUGUGUGUGUGUGUCACAUAACCAAGCCCAUUUCAGGUCACAUUAUUUUUGUUGAGCAAUUCAGAUCUGAUUAGGAAAGGAGUGGGGUUGACUCAAAGAAAACACACACAGAGAACUCUGAACGUGAAUGUGUGGAUGUUAAGCUCAUAAAUAUGCUCUGACUCUGUCAAAGAUUACACUGUGUCCUCCACUCAAUGAAAACAAACUUGCCACCUUCAUUUUCGCUAAUUUAAAAAGCCAGAAAUUUUGAGCAAUGGUGUAGUGGAUUUAAAUAACUUAUCUCUGUUUCUCCCUGUUUUGUGUCUCCUCUGUUUUUCUUUUAGAUCAUCAAAAGCUGGAGAGAGAGGCCCGCAUUUGUCGUUUACUGAAACACCCCAACAUUGGUGAGCUACCAGUACUCCAUCUAAAAAAGCAAGCACACAGGGAAACAUGCAGAUAACAAGAAAGCACACAUAUUUUGCUCAGGUCUCUGGUGAAUCCUGCCAUGGCAAUUUAUCUUCUAGACACACUGGGGGGGAGAGAGGGAGAGAAUCUGUCUGUGUGUAUGCAAGUGCAUGCAUUUGUGUGUGUGUAUGUGUGCGUUUGAACACAGCCAUCUAAUGAUGAUGCAUCUGUGCGCUCUCAUAGCCGAGUCAUCAGAAAGACACAAAUUCCAUACACCCUUUCUGUAAACCACUGACCCUUUACACUCUCUCUCCUCCUCAUUAUACCUCCUGACUCUCUUCUUUUGUUCUUUUCACACUUGUCUGCUCACGCUCUGUCCUUCAUUCCCCGUCUUUAACUCAGAUCUCCUGAGCCAGUUCUUGCUUUAGGUACCCGACAGUUUUCCCAAGAUAUAUCUGUUAAUUGCAUCCCCAUCAUCACACUAAAUGGAGGAAGAAUACAUUACAAUUUCAUUUCAAAUGCAAAUUCUUUUUGCUCCUUUAUCCACACCAGAGAUUCACACAGCUCCUGCUCACAUUACUCUUGUAUUUCUGGCAUGCCCGACACCUUAGUACCUAUCUCUGAAGUACAGACAAAAAGUAAACAAUGAGUGUCUGGCUUUUUUUUGUGUUUGUGUGUGUGUUUAUGUAAUGACUGCUCUCUUUUCAUUUGGCCUUUUCUUCUGUCUGUGGUUCUUUCCCGUCCUCCUGUGUUUCUGUUUAAUCUCCUCAACAGUACGGCUCCAUGACAGCAUAUCAGAGGAAGGUUUCCACUAUCUGGUGUUUGAUCUGUGAGUAACAGCCUGUCAUGUACACAGUGUCUACAGUCUUCGCUCUUAUUGGUUUGCUUUCCUUUCAAAAAUUCAUCCCUAAUGUUUGUUUUCUCAGUUCUAAGUGGCUACAAGAUUGCAUGAACCAGAGGUUUACUUAUCGUCUCUGAUAAUUAAAACUUAAUAUGAUCCAAAUUGAGGCUCUAUGGGUAAUAAAUGUAGCUACGCCACCCGCUGUUUUAAGGACUGUGGUUUUGAAGGCCCAUCUUUGAUUUUUAGCCGUGGAUCUGUUUGUGUUUUCACCCUGAAGUGGCGAACAGAAAUGACCAAAUCCUAACUUUGUGCCUAGCUAAUCCAUUGGCUACCAUAUUAACUGGUAAUCCAGGGUUUCCCAUAGAAAGUGAGCGUGUUUGUGGCGGUAGCAGCUGUUUCUUCAUUAAGAGGAGCAUACUUGUGGCUCACUUUCCCAAAUCUCCAUCAGGAGAAAUAGCUGCAAGGGGAAGGAAAGAAACCAAGUAACUACAAAUUGGUUCCCUCAUCCAUCAAAUCAGCCACCGUCUUUCCCACAGGGGUAACAGCUGACAUCCAUCCUGACUACUAUGCACUGGCUGUCACAGAUAAAUCAAUACAAGACAAUACACAAGCUAACAAACCAGGUACAGUUAGAGAGGACAACACUAUCUGCUAACCGGUGUUAACACAAGAUGAUGUAAUACUGGAUUUCCACUCGUCAAAAACGCAGAGGUCUUGGAUUGUCAGUUAGUGUAAAAGGAUAUAGUGAACCAAGUAUUUUUGUUUUCAAUUCAAACAGGUUAAAUUCAGUGAUUGAAUUAGCUGUGGUGACACCUAGCAGACAGCUAGCAGCAACGAUCAGCCAGAUAUGAUCUUAUACGUAACAUUGAUAACAUUUACAGUAAGUUAUAGCUGCUGAAAAUGUCACCAAAAACUGACAAAAAAAGAUUUUUUUUGGACUUAAAUUCACUAUCGGAUGUGUGUGAGGAUAUCUGUGAAUAAAUGAGGCCUGUGUGAAUGAUAGAGGAGGUCAGAAAAUCCAUAAAGGAGGGUUUUACAGCAGCUAAGAUGAAGAAAAGAGUGUAUUUUCCCACUCUAUAGGGUGACAGGAGGGGAGCUGUUUGAGGACAUCGUAGCCAGGGAGUACUACAGUGAGGCCGAUGCAAGGUAACAUACACACACAUACACACACACACACACACACACACACGCGCAGCAAUGCUGAGUACAGCAGCUAUUAUAUUGUCUUUCACAUAUGGUCGUCCCAGAAGGUGUGAUGCAGCUGCCUUGUCUCUGAGGCAUCUCUGCAGUUAUUUAUAAAGGUGAUUAACGACAUAUAGCCUGCAGUAUUAAUCAUACGCAGCCUACCUUACACUGCCAGCUUUAUGUGGGAGUACUGCUUCCCCAGAGAGAAGGAGUCAGGCAGAGACGUGUGCAUUUUGGUGCUGUUUAGACACUGUGUAGCUCUGGUGUAUCUGCGAAGUGUAACACAUUAAAUCUUGUGAGUUAUGAUAUAUCUUCAUGUGACUUAAUGUCAUCUAUAAAGACAACAGCACCACAUGUAGGAAGUCUAAUCAGUGAGACACAUGAUACCUGUUAUGAGAUUGCUUCAUCUUCUCUCCCUCUUACUUAAUUACCUCUGUCUCUCCUUCUCCUCCUGUCUUUUUUCCCUCCCUUUUUUUGUCCUUGCUUUUCUCUCUCCCUCCAUUUCUCCCGUCACAAUUAUGACUCUCCUUCUCUCAGCCACUGCAUACAGCAGAUCCUCGAGAGUGUCCAUCACUGCCAUGUUAACGGGAUUGUUCACAGGGAUCUGAAGGUUUGUAAGACCGCAGCUGCAGCCGUGCCCAAUCCUGACUCUGUACUACAGAUGUGAACGUUUUGGGAAGACCCUGUCCCCUCCGUUUUCCCCAACAUUUUAUUCCACUGUCUGUUUGUUGUAAGAGCUUGAAUCUUCUUGUGUGAGAGGAAACGUUUCGUCUUAUGGAGUUUGUCAUAUCGUACCGUUCUGCUUGAGGACAGUAAAGCUUUGGCUGCUUAACAAAGUCUGAACAUCAGCAAUGAAACUGGCUGCAGUCCUGGUGUGCAAACUUGCUCUUUUAACAAACCUUAAUAAUAAACAGUUUCCACCAAUUUCAAAAUAAAGGUAACCCCUUAAAUAAUGUGCACAUACUUAUCCCCAAUCAAUCAAUCAAUCAAUCAAUCAAUCAAUCAAUCAAUCAAUCAAUCAAUCAAUCAAUCAAUCAAUCAAUCAAUCAAUCAAUCAAUCAAUCAAUCAAUCAACCAAAUCAAUUAAUCAAUCAACCAAAUCAAUUAAACUUUACUUUGAAAGCACUUUUCAUACAUGGAAUGUAGCACAAAAUGAUGUCCAUUCGCGCAGGAUAUUAAAAAAAUUAUGAAGUCAAAUAAAUACAAAUACAAAAUACCAAACCCCACCCACCCUCCCAACCCCCAUUCAACACAUAGAGGACUCACACGCUCACACACACACACAGAUGCACACUCAGAAGAUCAGAUGAGGACUCUAAUAAAAUAAAAUAAAAACUAACUAAAUAAAACAGUCUUAAAAUCAAACAAUAAAAGAAAGUAAAUCAAAAAGGAGGUAAUAAAACACAAAAUAGUUACUCUAGGACGAAAAUAGCAUAAAAUCACAUGAUGCAGAUUAAAAGAUUAAAACAAAAUUCAACUAAAAGCCAGACUAAAACGGUAGGUCUUGAGUUUACUUUUAAAAAUAGGAACAUUAGGUGUCGCUCUCAGGUCGGCAGGUAGGCUGUGAAUGUGAGUAUGCGUUGAUAUGCAGCCACAUGAUGACAGGAAUGGGGAUAAUGAUAAGCCAGAACCUCAGGAAUGAUCUCCAUUAACACAGUUAUGUACAAAAAAUGUUAAGAUGUGAAAGAUUUUCAAAAUUCAAGUUGUAUGCAUUUUUUCACAACCUCCAAAGUACCGUUUUUCUGUAGUUUAAAGAGGAAGAAAAUAAAAGAAAGCUCGCUUCAUAUGCGGUUAAGAACAUAUAACUUUACUACAAGAGAUGUAGAAGGAAAAAGUCCGAGUAAUUUCAAUGACUUUCGAGUUUACAAGUCUGUCACCUCCUCAAGGGGGAUGUCCUCUCUGCUGAAGCGCUUUUAAGUUUUUUUAUCCUAACUAACCAGGAGGAUUUAUUCAAAAUUAUGUCAACGAGGACAUGGAUGUGUCGAGUUGUCAGUUUGUGUCCUGUUGAGUCAUACGUCUGCCAUAAACUGGCUGCUCACAGGCUGCCUGUGUUUCUAAAUGUUAGGGAAUGUAUAAUUCAUUAGAGCACACUGUCUAACUGGCCUUAGGUUAGCGAAGACCUUUCUGCACCUGUGUCCAUAAUGUCUGUGUGUGUGACUGUUUGAGAGCGUGUAUGUUGUGAGUGUGCACAAGAGCUUGCUGGGGGCUUGCAUAUAUUUACGAUUGUGCUAAACUGUGUUAGUGUGGUGGUGUGUGUCUCCCAUUACCCUUGUGUGGCUGAGUCACUUGUUUUACACCCACGCUUCCUGUGACACCACACUUUCCUCUUGUAUUCUUAUCACUGCUGUGUGGACUUUGGUCCCACUCAUGGAUUUUAGCAGUGGAUUGGUCUUUUGUCUUUUGCGACCAAUUUCCUCUCUCAGAAUCCAUGAGACUGUGGGAGCAAGUCCUCAUCUCCAGAGUGGGAAAUGUCUGUUGUCACCCAGAGAAUUGGUCCACAGCUAUGUUUCUCUGUCAUGAUUUGUGGCAGAAGGGAGUUACCUCAGACACGGAUUUGAGAUCAGCUUAGCAUUGUGACCCCUAAUAGUUCAUAUUAGGAUUUGGUUCGGUUAAUCUGAUCUUAGAUCUGUGUCUGUGGGUGGCCUGUUCCCAGAGCGUGUGACCUCUCACCUCUAACCUGUUUGACUCCGCCCCCCCCAGCCUGAGAACCUUCUAUUGGCCAGUAAGCUGAAGGGGGCGGCGGUCAAGUUGGCUGACUUUGGGCUUGCUAUCGAGGUGCAGGGGGACCAGCAGGCAUGGUUUGGUGAGUAAUCAUUCAUCCAUUUUUCCAAGUUGGUCAAUCAAGAAACCAACCAAUCAGUCGAUCAAUCAGUCUCAGUCAACAAAACAGCCUUUUCACUGAACUGCCCAAUCCCGCCUACCACUCCCUUCAUAUUACUCCUCCAGGUUUUGCUGGCACUCCAGGUUACUUGUCGCCAGAAGUUUUGCGGAAAGACCCGUAUGGGAAACCAGUGGACAUGUGGGCUUGUGGUAAAUAGCAUUCAGAUUCUGUCACUGCAACUGGUUGAAAGAUCUAUUAUCUGAAAUUAUCUGUGAUUAAUUUGUUUUUUUGAACAUCCCUUUGGUAUGAAUAAUAGGCUUGUAAAUACUUGUAAGUACAGUCAUAGAUGUCCCUCUUUGGUGGAGGAUUAUGCACAGGGAGCAGGUUUAUAGACAGGGUUGGUACCCUGGUAGGGUGAGUAGGACCCUUAUUGCAAAGCAGUGGGUCUCCUCUCACCCUGACGGGGUUCCUUGCAGAUUUCUUUGUAUCACUCAACACUACAGCUAAAGCUCCAGUAUAUGUCUGACCUGGUCAGAUGUGCAAAGCAGGGUGUUCUGCACCUACAAAACAAGUAAAUUGAUAUGUUCAGGUAAUAAUAGAUGGGUUCUUCUAUCAGUGAUAUCGGCUCAUAUGCUUUAUUAAGCAUGUUUCUUCCCUCUAGGUGUGAUUUUAUACAUCCUGCUGGUGGGCUACCCUCCCUUCUGGGAUGAGGACCAGCACCGCCUUUACCAACAAAUCAAGGCUGGUGCCUAUGAUGUAAGUAUUCGCAAACAUACAGUUUAAUCAAAAAAAACAAAAAACAAAAAAACAAACAGCUGAAGCAACAGAAAAUGAAGGUGUUAUAUAUUUGAAUACUGGGAUUUUGCCAAAAACGGUCUUAUCCAAAAUACAGAUGAAGCUUAAAAAUUUGGAUAUUGCUUUAAUUUUAGAUGAAACGAAGUGGAGUUUUUUUUGUUUGCAGCUUUGCUAAGACAAUUGCUGUCUUAAUGACUAUUCUGUCAGCCAUGCGUAUUAACUCUGAGAUAUCAAUGUGAGAUAAACGCGUGUUUCAAUGUAAACAUGCAAUGACAGAUGCAUUUUUCUCUCCCCUCCUUUCCUUGAUUUUGACUAAAUUGUCAACUUUAUUGGAUUUUGGCUGUGUAACAAGUGUUGUCACCGUCUUGUCUUUCCGACAGUUCCCGUCCCCAGAGUGGGACACUGUUACUCCUGAGGCCAAAGAUCUGAUCAACAAGAUGCUGACCAUCAACCCCAGUAAACGCAUCACUGCCGCAGAGGCCCUCAAACACCCCUGGAUCUGCGUAUGUGGCAUAAAUACAUGAACAGAUGUGCCAAACCUACACCAUUCGCACAUUCUUCUCAGCCAUUGUUUCCAUCUUCUCCUAAUCCUCAAAUACUCUCAUUUUCCGCCUGCAGCAACGGUCCACUGUAGCUUCCAUGAUGCACAGGCAGGAGACUGUGGAGUGCCUGAAGAAAUUCAACGCCAGGAGGAAACUCAAGGUGAGGCAUCUUGCAAUCCAUCAUGUUUCUAUUUAUGAAGAAAAAUCCAUCCGGCCAUCUCUCUCUCUCUCUCUCUCUCUCCUCCCCCUUCACUCUCUCACUCGAGACAACGCGGUAACAUAAAAAAAUGAUGGCCUGUGGUCGUAAAACCUUCAAGUUGCCCUUUUGCUGUGCUCCUCUUUCUAGCUGUAACUUUAUGAUCAAUUUUCCUAUAUCUGUCUCUUGCUCCUUUUUGUCAUCAUUGCCUCUUCCUUUCACUCUUUUCUAUCACUGCAGGGAGCCAUACUGACCACUUUGCUGGUCACAAGAAACUUCUCAGGUAUGUCUCUCUCAGCCCGGUGUCCAAAACCUGGUCUCCAAAACCAAAAACAUGUCUUUUUGAAACAGGAGGCCGGAAAUAUGUCUUGACCUCUACUUGUAAAAACUGUUUGGAAGGGUGCGUCUAGACUAAAUUAUCUUAUAAUAAGGAACAGAUAAGAGGCAUUGCAUUAUGGGUGAAUACUUUUGAUUGGCUCUGCUCUCACUCUACAUCUGAAAAUGUCCUCGUGAAAAGGUGUUAGUGCAAAAACCAUAUCUGUGUAUCUUGCUAGCUCUUACUUCUGCACUCUAUCUCUCUUUUGUGCCCUAUCAUACAUUUUUGCAUGCUUUUCCUUUGAACUUCCUCUAUUUUCUCAAAUUUUUCCGGCCAGCUUUCUUUCUUCAUUCUGCAGUGAAAGAUUUGUGUCUCUUUUUAUUCAUCAUUUUCUUCCUUUUUUUUCACUUUUCUUUCCUUCUUUUGUUUGGAUUGUGGUUUCCAUCUGAGGUAAGAUAUUUGGAAUGACAGAGAAAUAUGCAGGGUUUGGCACAACUAAAAAGUGGUGAUGUCUAGACUUUACCCAGUUGACUGAGAUUUAAUCACACAUGCAUGAAGAUGAGGUGUAUGGUAUUCUUGAGAACGACACGGAGCCUUGUGCUUGCAAAAGUUCCAAUUUGAGUUCAGAAACUGGACUGUGAUGCCGCAUGAAAUUUUAAAAGUAAUGAAGUCUUUGAAUUCCUUUAAUCAGAUGAGAAAUAAAAUAAGAAAAGGAUAGCGAGAUUUAAUGUAUGCAUAGUGGUUAAGUGCAUGUGUGCAGAUCCUUGGUGUGUUUAUUGGAGAUGGGUACAUUAUCUUUUUCAUUUUGUAUAUAAAGGCGUAAAAUUUAUUUGGGGUCAAACACAUCGUAACACCCAGUUAGAGACUCCCUAGAGAGAUGAAUGUUGCCGACCGCUUGCUUCUCGAGUUUUACCAACCUUAGUAACGACCGCACGAUAGCAAUACACAGCGGUCUGAGGAGCCAAAAACAAACCUCAACCAAAACGCCACUCUAUAGACACAAAUAAUGCUCAGAACAGCACCUAACUUCAUCAACAGGACAUAUAGGGUCACAGACAUAGUACUAGACACCAAACAUCUUUUAACUUUGACUAAUUUAUGAUCAUGAUUUAUGAUCAUGAAUGUUCUUCCUUGAGCUGCGUCACCCCACAGCAGUCUGUAAUGGACUGGCCUGAGGUCUCGCUACAAACAAGCAGCUGCUGGAAGAGAGUAGGUGAGUUGUGUUUAGUCUUUUUGCUAAAGAAAUCAGGCAAGGUUAAAAAGAUGUUUGGUGUCUAGUACUAUGUCUGUGACCCUAUAUGAACUGUUGAUGAAGUUAGGUGCUGUUCUGAGCGUUAUUUGUGUCUAUAGAGUGGCGUUUUGGUUGAGGUUUGUUUAAGGCUCCUCAGACUGCUGUGUAUUGCUAUCGCGUGGUCGUUACUAAAGUUGGUAUAACUAGAGAAGCAAGCAGUCGGCAACAUUCAUCUCUCUAGGGGGUGUCUAACUCGGUGUUACAGUGUGUUUGACCCUAAAUUAAUUUUAUGCCAGAAUAUCCCUUUUAAUACACGUGUACUUAAUCAACUACCACGGCUUCUGCUGGGUAGUUGAUUGGGUAGCCCUUCACAUGUGAAUAUUGCAUCGUAGGAGAACAACCUUUCAUAAAUAACAGUCCCUUCUUAGAGCAUCACUUGCAUUGCAUUAAAGAUCUUGCAGUUGGAUUUUGCACCUGGAGUUUAAAGAUAAGGAGAGUUGACUGAUAUGCUUCCUGCAUGUUAGUGUAUCCUCAGGCUCACUCCCUGUUUAUCACUUUUCCUGCUGAACGCCUUUUUUUUUUUCUGUCUCCCCCCUGCAGCAGCCAAGAGUUUGCUCAACAAGAAGCAAGAUGGCGUUAAGGUCAGUUACUUUUAAUGACCAAAAAAAAGGGAAGUUUUGUUACUUGCAUUUUGUCUGUUGGAACGUUCAGUGUCUGAGGAACCUUCUGGAUAGUUAUACCUGCAUUGUGCACAUAGUGACAUCAUCAUUCAGGGACAGUCACUCCAAGCAGUGGGUGAUGGUUGUCAGCUUAAUCUCAGGUGUUUUUUUUUUUCUUGUGACACAGCAGGUCACAUUGAAUAGUUUAGGAUUUUAUUUCAAGCUUAAUAAUCAUCUUGUUUCUAAUAAAUAUCACAGAGCCAGUUGUGCUCUCUCCUUGUUUUUUUUUUUUCUGGUGCGUGUGUGCGUUUGGGGGGUCCAGUCUGAAAUGAACACUUGAUGCAUGUGUGUGCAUGUUGGGAGUUCAGUGUGACUGACUAAUUCUGUGCGUGUUUUGUUGAAAUAAGUGAGCGUUGAUUUGAGAAUGGACCCCUACAUGUUUGAAUCAGUGUCACUGUGUCUGGGAAGGACUCAGGCUUACAAUACAAUAUGUCAGGCUGUGAGAUCUAUUCCAGGGAGUGUUUUCCUCAUUCAUGUGACCCCCCCAAAAAAAAAAAAAAAAAUUAAGAAUUUUUUGUGUGAUAAAUAAAUGUUGAGGAUGUAAUUGGUAAGCUGAGUACUGGAGAAACAAACUUUCCAAACCAUGUUAAAACCCUUAAAGGCAUGGUUGACAAUCUGAGAAGCAGUUGAAAAAAACUGAGCCGUUGAGGCAGAUUUGAAAACACACAAACCUCUCCCCUCUGUGCUCCACGAUAACUCCCCCCUGAACCUGUAUCGCCCUCCCCACGACACACACCGUCUGGCAGAGCAAGAAGCCGGCCAGCAAAAGAUCCUACGCUAGCUUCAAAUAGGAUCCACCAUGUUGGAUUGCUAGUGACUAGCAGCAGUAAACGCCAGCUCUGCUAGCGAGCACCGUCUGCAGCUGCCUGGAUAGCUACCGUGUUGACAUUGCAGAGACCAAUAAGAGUUAUUCAUGUAACAUGUACCACGAUAAAAGGCAAAAAUUACCUGUUCAACAAAAACUCUGCUGUCUCGGCGCUAUUUUCGCUGUUUUCAGGCCGAGACAGGAGCAGGAGAUUGACCAAUAGGAGCUGUCCAGGACGGACGGCUCCCAUUGGUCAAUGUUUUUGCAUCCCUGCACCUGCUAGGGUGAACGGAUUUUUUCUAUCCUUUUUUCUCUUCACUUUGUGUAGAUCCCACUAUAGGACCAUGAUCGCCAUAUAAACGAGGUUCAUAAUAAUUACUAAUCUCUCUAAUCGUCAACCAUGCCUUUAAAACUGGUUGCAUAGAAUUGUAUUUACUAUAUCUUACAGUAACAACUCAGUUGAAUGAUUGGGCAAGGGGCAAUCCAUGAGAGCUCAUAUUGAGUACAACAACACUGUAUCUUUUUCUCAACACUCCACUCAGGACUGAAAGUGGGCUGGUACACUUUGGUUCACAUUAACACCACUUUUAUAUUCAUCCUGAGUCGUAUGUGGACUUUUCAAGUACCUGAACUUCUCACCAGUACCCCGUCCUGUCCUCUCCAUUUUACUGUUUCUCUUAGGGAUUCAUAAAAGCCCCUUAAAUAUACUGUAUACUUGGCACACUUUGUGGAGCUCACAUAGAGCUCGCCUCCUUCCAUGAGUGUCAAGCAACGCUUAUUUGUUUACUUCUGCAGAUUAGUGUGGACAUACAAGUCUAUACAGUGUUGGAUGAAUGAGAGAAAGUAGUCCAAACAGUUACAAAGAAGUAUAUUUUCUCAGCUGUAGAAAUUCAGAACAUAAUCCUCGAGAAUGAGAGCAUGCCAGAAAUUAUUUUUGUCCACUUGAAACACAGACUCCUCCCCCAUUUAUAAGCUUCAGUUACUGCAGCCAAAGUGGGGAGUGCUGUUGUACUAAAUAUCAGCCUCCCCCAAAAGGACCCCCUAAACAGUAGUCCUGCUUGUGUGAUGAACCCAGAACUAUUUUUCACUGACCUCUUGUGCCCCUGCUUCCUUGUCUCUGUUAGCUAUCCUGCCUUAGCUUGCUUUAUAAAGUACUCAGUCUUAAUUAAGAUGUCUUGGUUGACACUGAUGCGACACUCAAUAAAACCAGAUCUCUGGACACAUCAGUGAGACGACCUCCUUGGAAUGGACUCUAGUCACUCAGAGAGUGUGUGUGUAUGUUUGUGUGUCUGAAGACAAGUGUGUAUGUGUAUCAUGUCCCCUCUACACUGCCCCCUGCAGGUCAACAACAAAGCCAACACAGUGACCAGUCCUAAAGACACUGGCCCUGCCCCUGCACUGGUAUACUCACACAGCCUCACCCACAGCCACACCGCCAUCCACAAAACCUCUCCACCUCCCCACCUCCCAGCCCACUGUGGAGGAGGUACAGGUUCUCCCUUUCACAGGGGGUCAGAUCAUUUCUGUCUUGAUUGAUAACUUUGAAGUCUCAACCAAGAGUGUUAGAAUGUAGUGAAUGUAACGGGGUUGAAAUAUAUGUCUACCUCAUUUUUAGGCUAUCCCUGAAUGAGAUAAUGCGUCAAGCUUUUUUGGGCUGUGCACCGUGUCCCAGCUGAAGCAUACUGUAGAGACUUAACCAUGACAACAAGCUAGUUAUAUUUCCAACAGAUGUGUUCAUUCAUUCAUUUGAAUUAGCAGAGCGUGCAUGGGGCAUACAGAGCUUGGCUCGCUUAGAUUUCAAGCUGAAGCAGUAAGCCUCCACACAUGUUUGAUCUGGGAUUUUUUUAAGAUAUUGUUUUAAAUCUGUUGUUAGGGGCAACCUCUACCUCAACCCCACCCUCACCUCCCCCAAACUUUCCUUUCCUUGCCCCCUUUUCCUCAGCAAGAAUCCCUCUUUUCUGUCUCCUCUUCACACAAUAUGUGCAUGUACUCCUCUUCCAUUACAAACUAGCAGCUUAAGUGCUUUUGGUUUUGUGCAGUGAAAGUAGAAUUCUUGACAGGAAAUGAAGAUGUGUUCUGCAGGGUUUGCUGCUCAUAAUAUGUCUGUGCAUGGCUGGAGUGAGAGGAUGUUGGCUCCUUAGGCCCAUUGAGAUGCAACCUUCCCGAGGGAUUUGGCUGUCACUCAUUGGCUUGUGCAUGUAGUCUGCUGACUGGCUGUCUUCAUCAGGCCACAUGACUGCUGCUGUGCAUGAUGUCAAAGGCUUUCUGUCCUCCCAUUUGCUGUUGAGAUGAUUAUGCAUGAACAUAGGCACAUGGCAUCUCCCUCACUCUCUCUUUCUUUCUCUCUCUGCCUCUCUCUCUCUCUCUCUAUCCUCCUCUCUGUCUCUCUCCAUCAUCAUGCUCAAACACCCACACAAACACACACUGAACACGUAGAUGCAAGCCGCUGAUGUGAUAAUCUAGUGUAAUCAGGGCGAGUGAUUAGAAAGACUGAGCUGGUCAUCAGGAUCAAUUCCACAAAAGCAGGGGUGUAAUUUCUGUAUCCGAUUCAUUGUUAUGGAGAAGUUAGUGUAUGUGUGCAUCGAGGACAGACAAUAGGAAAAUCAGAUAGACAGAUGGAUUUAAAGGUGGGCAAAUACAUAUUAAUUAAAGUGGAUGUCUUAAUUUUUAAAUAAACACACACAGACAUAUGUACACACACACAUCUACUUAGGCAAAUUCUGUACAUACCUUCAUACCAUUUCUAGCUUCUAGCCUUUGAUUAUUGCUCCCCACAAGCUCUUCUUUAUUUGUUCUCUUUAGGAACCACAGACAACCGUGAUCCACAACCCAGUAGAUGGAAACAAGGUACCACAACAACAAAAAACCACCUUUUAUUUAUUUAACUGUUGCAUUUGAUUUUGUAAAAGUAGUUUGUCCUUUUACCUUAGUUUUUUUUUUUUUUUUACCUCUUGCAAAAUCCCAAUUGAAAAGGAAAUCUCCCCAUCCUCCCUUCUUAACUGUUACAUAAUCUACUGUUGGUGUGUCAUAUUCAUCAGGACCUCGACUUAAGGGUUAAAGACUCGAUCCGUGUAAUCACAGCAUCCCUGGUUUAAGCCAAGUCUUGGACUUCAGUCACAUGACUUCUCUCCUCCUCUUCUGUUUGUUUUAUAUCCAUCGCACAGCAAGAAGAAUAAAGUUGUUUAAGAAAUAUAUCCACUGAAAUUAUAAUACAUUCAAAGUCUGUGACUGUCAUUCUCUGACAGGAGUCCAUUGAGAGUGCCAACACCACUAUAGAGGACGAGGAUGUGAAAGGUAGGGGAGCAUGUGUUUUUGUCUGAAGAGCUCUCCUGUGUCUCUGUGACAUUCCCACACUCAGCUUUUACAUGUUCUAAUCUUACUGAUAACUCCAUGAAUGUUUUAUUGUCUUCUAAACUCGCAACUCAUCAUGAAAAAUGCAGUCUGCCCUUUUCUUUUUCUGUUGAACUCUCCUUUGCAUCUUUGUGUUUCACCCAUCAUAUGUCAGUAAUGAAGUCGGUUUACACUGCUUGCUUUUCCAGUUUUGUUCACUAAACUUUUCUCUUUCAUUUUCAGUUUUACUUACUGAUUUCUGUUCAACCUUUUUUCUUUUCUGUCAAAAAUAUUUUCUCGCCUUUAUUCCUGUCCUGUCUUGGCUCAUACUGUAUAUAUAUAUGCCUACCCUUUGUUUGCUGCACCCCCUGAACACACAAACUCUCACACACCUGUCCGUACAACCUCUGACAGCCCUCCGUCUGGGCAGCUUAGUGAGCGGUAUCUUGAGCUCAAAGAGUCGUUCCUCACAGAUGUCUGACUCAAGGCAGACUCCCACGUCCUCAGUUCAGAGUAAGUUGCUACACAGUGGGGGUGGUGCCUCGUUUUUUUGUUCCUCUUUUUACCCAAACACCAGUUAAAGAAAGGCUCCUGAAUCCUGUUUUGCUCAUAUCAUUUCCUGACCUUUAUAACCCGUGGUUUGACCUGAUUUAAUUACACAUUUUUCUUUUCAUCAGGGUAAAAACUUGUUUUAUACUCUUGAUUAUCUGUUUUUUUAAAUUAAUCUUGGAUUUAAGAAGAUGUCCUUCUACUGUACAUGUAUCAUCAGGCAUAAGAUUCUCUCCUCACCCCUCCUUACUGUCUGACUUUCCCAAACAAUGACACACAGAAAACAGCUGAUGUAGACACAUUGUCAUACACACAGUGUUGUAGCGUAUGGCUGUGAAAGCGCUUAAGAACUGAUUUAACAUUUCUUUAAUCCUAAUAUGUCUUUUUGUUGCAAAAAUUAAGUAAUUUUUUUAAUAUCCCCCAGCCUGCACCAAUAACAAUAAAGGUAACUGUCCACGUUAUUUAGUUAAAACUGCUUCUGUAGGAAAUACUUGCAUCUGAGCAUUGGUUUGUCUUUGUUAAUAUGAAGCUUUGUUGGGUGAAAGGAAUCGUGUCAUCUUGCAUUUUCCUGCCUGAAAUCAAUAUUAGUCAUGGAAGGUUUUCUUUCUGUUGUUUUUAUCACUCAAAGAUAAGAGAAAAUAACGUGACACGAAUCUUAAGCACCUUCCAUGUCUAAUAAUGUUGAAAUCCUGCUAGUUUGUAGAGUAGAACCCAUUUGAAGCUUAUUAACCUCACAUCUGCCUGAAGUACAGAAUACAGUAGCUUUUUUAUACGUUUGUGUUGCUCAUGAUGGUUUUUCUUCUUGUAUUGUAGCCCGCAAACAGGAAAUCAUCAAAGUCACUGAGCAGUUGAUCGAGUCUAUCAACAACGGCGACUUUGAAUCCUACGCGUGAGUUUAUGUCUCCCUGCAUUUGUACAGAAGCACUUGAUUCAUUCACUCAUUUCCUGACCCUUGUUUUUGCUGAUCCUGUAUUCUGUUUGUGCCACAACAGUAAGAUUUGUGAUCCGGGUCUAACUUCCUUUGAGCCUGAGGCCCUGGGCAACCUGGUUGAAGGACAUGACUUCCACCGCUUUUACUUUGAAAACGGUGAGUUUAAAGUACAAGAAUCAUAUUAUUACAGAAACGUCAAUACCGUCACCAAGGUCGCCGUGCGUGGCCUCAAUUGGCACAUGUAGCACAAUGAGUAGGUAAACAAUAUAAAGUAGGGAUAUAGAAUCUACUAUAGAUACUGAGUGUUUUUGUCUGAAAGAGAGCAUUAUAAUGCAAAAGCAGUGUGAGCUGAAUUAUUAGUUCAUUGUCACUGUAGAGUCUUUUCAGUUUUUUUAUAUUUAUAUGUGUUGGUAAACAACGAGGUCAAGGCUGAGAUUAUGAACCUCGAGGCGAAAUACCGAUAAUGAAUAGUGACGGCUAUAAAUGGGAGAAUGUCCUCAGUCCGGGUAAAAAUAGUUGAGAUAAACCAGAUAUGUCCUAGAAACCUCAAUCACUUGGCGGGACUGUGCUUGACCACUAUCCAACAUCAACAUAUGGAGACUUUUAGUUCAGCUUGUUUUGGUGUCAGUUCAUUUUCUCUAAAGGAAGGUUUGAGUUUGUGUUUUUAACAUACAUCUAUAUUUCCUUAAGCUUGGCUCACUGUGGAGCAGAUGACAGAUAUAUCUUAUUUCAUGAAUUAGAUAUGUGGUACUACGUGAAUGUUGCUCCAUGUAAGAAGCGCUUUUGUCUCUCAUCAAGCUCUGUCCAAAGGGAACAAGCCAGUGCACACCAUCCUCCUGAACCCACAUGUGCACCUCAUUGGAGAAAACGCAGCAUGUAUUGCCUACAUCCGCCUGACCCAGUACAUGGACGGCAGUGGCAUGCCCCGCACCAUGCAGUCUGAGGAGACCCGUGUGUGGCACCGCCGCGAGGGCAAGUGGCAGAAUAUCCAUUUCCACCGCUCUGGCUCACCCAGCAUCCCGUCCCAGUAAGAGACAGUAAGAAACAUAUGAUCAGUCUCCAGAUUUUUAACUGCUAACCUUGUAGAUGUGGUCAUUAUGCUGUGAUAUCACUUACAGAUCCUAUUGAAGGAGGAAAUGAGUCAGCUUGACCCCUUUGUUGAGACUACAGUCUGAGCCAGCUCUACAGCGUAUCCUAGCUUAGUUUAAGAAACUCCAACCAAACACAGAUGUCUUUGUAAAUGUAUGCUGUAUUUGUUGACCUUUGGGCCUGUCAUCAUCGCUGCCAAGAUUAAUAUUUUUUUAGUUUUUAGUUUCUUUGAAAACCUGAACAUCAUGUAGUUCAGAUAGUAAAGCUCCAUGUGCAGCUGUUGAUAGCCUUGGUCCUGGUCAGGUUCUCUGGACAGCUUGGCCACUCUCUCAACAAAAGGGCCAAGCUGACUGGCAUCCCCUGCGGUGAAUAACACUCACUUUUGACAGAUAUACAACCUCACUUUAAAAACAAAACUAUCUCUUAAAUGUGGGCGUUAAAUUACUCUGGGCCCCGCCCCUCAGAUUGUCACCAUGCUCACGAAGUACCCAAACCUAGCAUUGCAAAUGACAAAGCUGAAAAAGGAGUACAUUUAUCGCUCAGUGUUCACUUUUAAUUCUUUAAUCUUUUCAUUUUUUAUUGGUUUAGUAAGCUGGUAAAACAAGAAAUUCCACAACUGUUGUUAAGCUCAUGCUAGCACUUACACUGAGCCUGUAAGAUGACUGACCUUGGAUUGUUCCCAGGUGACCCACUUCCAAAGAAAAACUAUAAAAGUCUGAAACAUUUUUUAGUGAAACUUUUCAGUGAACUUGGCAGACCCAAGUUUUGUCAUUUGUUCCUGUUAAUACGGAGAAACUGGUUUGCCAAGUACUUAAAAGCACUGAGGAAUUUAAACAAAACUUUUUAACUUGUCGUGGCAGGAGAAGCACAGCUGACACCUUUCAAAUUAGUGGGAGUUUGGGUAAAUAGACCCUGAACAGUUAUGUAAUGUCUUCAGACUAAAUUUAUCACUGAAAUGAAGAUAAACAAAAGUAAAUAAAAAACCCCAAUUAGGCAGUUCUCUAAGUUGGAGAAGUGUGAAUAAAUAUAUGCCUCUUUCACAACUCCAUCCUCCUUGAAGGACUUCUUGUUUUUAGCAAGAUUGUGACUGAUGUGAUAAGAUGCUGUUGUUGCAGCUUUCCUCCUUGAAGGACUUCUUGUUUUUAGCAAGAUUGUGACUGAUGUGAUAAGAUGCUGUUGUUGCAGCUUUCCCUUUGGUGGUAGGCCAAGUAAAUCUGAUCGCUUUAUUGCACAGUCUUUUUAAGCACCACUCCAAAUUUCCCUUCUUUGGCAAAGCCACACUUCAUUGCAGAUACCACAGUUGAACCUUGAAUUUGAGCAAUCAGAUAAAUAAUGUUUCUCCCACUCUUUAUGAAGAUAUUUUUUCUGUGUUAUCAUCAUCCACUUUUGUGCUGUGAAAGUGUAGCUAUCAGACUGAAUGAUUGACAGCUAUCCACCACCACUCACACUCAUGCUCUAACUCUAGGUACAUGCUAAGUAAAUUGCCAGGCAAUGUUCCCAGAAUGCUUCCCUAGUGAGACGAGUAUCCAAAGGAAUGAAUGUAAUCUGUCCUUUUUUUUUCAAGUUAAUUUUGUUUCUGCAGUGCAUUGAAGUGUAUCUGACAGGACAUUAUUGCAUACAAUUUGAUUUCCACCAUAGACUGUAUAUAGAUUGGACAGCGUCUGCCUCCUCGCUGGGUGAAGCCACUCUGAGAACAGCGCACCCUGGUGAUGGGCUGCAGUAUAGAUCAUAAAUCCCACUUCCACAAGCAAUCCCUAUGGAGCUGUGGACAAACUUUAGAAAUUUAUUACACAGAAUUAAAAUUUUCCCCCCUCUGGUUGUGAUGUUGACAUGUAGUUACUGUCAGACUGGUUUGUGCUCAAGUCCUCUUUUUUCUGUGCAGCUCCAUUUUUAAAAGUUAUUAGGGGGUUCAUGUUUUCUAUGAUUGACACUUGAUACAGCCUAUGGGCGUAUGACAAUUGCGUAGCUCACCUGGGGGAUGCGCUGCUUGAGCCGAGCGUCAUCACAGCGACUUUCCUGCCGAAUGCGCACAAUGCUACUGCGCAAUGUUGGUUUCAGGAAGUGGAGGAAAAACGCAGAAUUACCGAGAGCUUUUCGACUUCAAAUCCGUAUACUGGCGGAAGGUGGAACCAAGUUGUCCAUAGUAUAUACAGUCUAUGAUUUCCACAAAUAAAACAACUGAUUGGGAAUCGGUCCAUAGUCCACUGGUCGACCCCUGAUCAACUGGUCGGGCUCCACUUCUUGGACCAAACUGCUAUUGUAAGAUUUAUGAACCAACAACAGUUUGGAUAGAUGUUUGCCCCUAAGCAACUUUGCUAGGUUUAAGAUAGUGGAUCUUGAUGGCCUGGGACAUGAUCAGAGGCCUCCAGAGGACAAAGAAAAGAGUGAGCAUCUAUGGUGUAGUUCUACAAUUCUAUGGUUGUAAUCUAUAUAUGAUCACAAAACUGCCAACACACUGUUUAUUUCAUGGAAAUGUUCAUUAGUCAGUGCUCUCCAGAAUUAUGUACUGAACUCUCUCUCUCUCCCUUUACAGUUAAUGGAAUAUCAACAUGUGUUCAGAAAAAAAAACAAAGAAAAAAAAUCCCAUCAGCAAAUCUAGUGGGGCAGUCUACUAGCCAACCCAUGACUGCCCUUUGCCCUUUGACCCUUCAAUGAGGACAUGACAUCGCACAGGACACAAGUAUCAAUACGUUUUACUGUUAUGGCAUUUUAUUAAUGGACAUCAUUCGAAACCACCGCUGGGUGGCUGCACACAGUAUUUGGACAUUAUGAAACAAGCAUAUUGACGACAUAAUUUUUGUUUGUUUUUUAAGAUGUUUUGGUAUGCAUUUUAAAUAUAAAAUAGAGAUGUUUAAAAAUCUACUACUGUAACCUCUCCCAAAAAUUAGUUCUGUAUUUUUAUGUGUAUUUAUGUGUGUGCAGUACAAAAACAUUUGGAAGAUCAGAAUGUUAAAAUUAAGCUUGCUUUAGUUCUGGUGAUGUAUAUACAUUGUGAUUGUUGAUAAAAAAACAAAAACAAACAUUGAAAUUGCUAUUCUUGCUAACAGAGGAAUUAAGAGUUUAAGUAAAAUUCAGUUUAUGAGCUACAUUUAUGUUUGCUAUGAGCUAAGUCAUCCUGUUUGAAUCGUCCGAUUUCAACCUAUAAUACUAAUUUAAAUGUAAAGAAAAGCAGAGCAGCUUACACUUUGCAUUGAGAUAUGUUUGCCUUUAUAUCAGUGAAAUAAGAAAUAAGAGAAUGUAGCAUAUGUGUAAUAUAUGAAAAUUCAAGACUAUUGUGUAGUGCAUGGGGGGAAUAUUGUAAGUAAGAUCAUAUGAAACUAUAAUAUCUUCUGUUUGAUUUGUGAAUCACUGACUUGUUUGUUUGCAUUUGUUAAUGUUGUGCAUCAGUCCUGUCCCAAAUGUUUCUAAUGUCCUCCAGUAUCAUGGAACUGUUGUGAAAACAAUAACACAGUUAUGGUUAACAUCCAGCGUAAAUAUCAGAACCUCAUAUCUUAGAAGAGGAAAAUAAACUCCUGGUUGCCGAAGCACCCCUUGCAUUUUGUAUAAAAAUGAGAAGUAAAUGAGCUCAUUUUUCAUAAUGUUUGUACUUGUAUUGUAUGACUGUAUGUAGGAUUUCUGUUGUCAUUUUAUUCUUGUCAUUUCCAGUGUGGUACUUCGCCAAUUGCACAGAGAAGGUGGAGAUGAUGAAGAUGGCGUAAAGGCACUUUAGUCCCAGCCUCAGUUAGGUUAAGUGUUAACCUGACAGUUGGGCUAAUAAAUCUGGAAGCGUCGUAAAAGCAUUGGAUUGAAGAGUGUUGCAGUCAAAAAAGAGGAUGGUUUGACAGCGGCGAAUGAGACAAACGAGAGUUGGACUGCAAUAAAAGUUGGGAUGUCUUCCUCGGCGAACAGUGCUUCGAACAGCCAGUGCUCUCUGCUACAGGACAAUGCCAGUGUCUUUGUCAUCCUUACUGUUUGCUCUUUUCAAUUGGUCGGUCUCUUUUUUAAGGGGAAAAUAUGACAAACAUUUCUUUUGACGAAACGUAUGAUGUCAAUGCAAUGCACCAAUCCUUACAUGGUGUGUACCUGUUGCCAGCUCGGCGAUGGAUGGCUUAACAUGUUUAAGAAAUAAAUAAAUCAGCUAAAAGGUGUGAUAAUUAAUGAGUUUGUUGUGAUGGUCGGUAAUGAUCAACAUACAUAGAUGAACUAGAGCUUAGGUAGUACAGAAGGAGCAUUUGAGUUAUUCCUUUUUAAUCUUUGCUUUAUUUUAAUGUACUCUUGAUAUGUAUUAGUGCAAAUAAGGAUUAUGAAGUGGCUCCCUAUCAAAUUAAGCGUCAGAAUGCCAUUAGAUCACUUAACUAAGUAGCACUCUGAUUCACAUUAUCAUUAACAGCAUUGAGAUACAUCCUAUCUUUUAAGUUGGAAUCACUUAAGACCUUUUGUAAAAGAGUUACUAGAGACUAAUUGGUAUUCACAGUAAAAAUUGGUUUAAUAUUUUGGAAACUACUCUUGUGCAUGUCAGUUGUAUUGGGAAAAUUGUGAUCUAGUAAGCAGAAAUUGUUGAAAAAAGUAUUUUUUCCCAAUAUAUUUAUUCUUUUUGUGCUUUGUCUGUUUUUGUUACCAUAAAAAAAUCCGUUUUCAGAUGCUCUGUAUCUGCAGUACCUGUGAUGCCCAGCUGAGGGCAGUAUAGGGCCUGUUUAGCACUUUUGCUUCUCUCAUGUCCGGAUACCGGAUAUUAAAAACCUACAUUGUGAGCUUAAA
Xyrichtys novacula (pearly razorfish) is the source of this 39271-nucleotide messenger RNA. Lineage: Eukaryota; Metazoa; Chordata; Actinopteri; Labriformes; Labridae. The record is from the annotation of a GenBank genome assembly.